Messenger RNA from Drosophila serrata, 2208 nucleotides. It is a transcript of the gene vtd, whose product is annotated as RAD21 cohesin complex component verthandi. Gene Ontology annotation, molecular function: chromatin binding; protein binding. Gene Ontology annotation, cellular component: cohesin complex. The record is from RefSeq and is a predicted model, not a curated record. NCBI's taxonomy places the organism in Eukaryota, Metazoa, Arthropoda, Insecta, Diptera, Drosophilidae. Gene Ontology annotation, biological process: replication-born double-strand break repair via sister chromatid exchange; sister chromatid cohesion.
UUUAUCGAUAAGUAAUAAUAAUUCUAAAAUAUGAAAUCUGAAGUUAUUGAAUAGAAAAUACAGUAUUUGAAGUAAAAUGUUUUAUGAACACAUUAUAUUGGCCAAGAAAGGUCCAUUGGCCAGGAUUUGGUUAGCAGCACACUGGGAUAAAAAAAUAACUAAAGCCCAUGUGUUUGAAACAAAUAUCGAAAAAUCAGUCGAAGGCAUAUUGCAACCUAAAGUUAAAUUGGCGCUGAGGACAUCUGGACAUCUAUUACUGGGAGUCGUGCGCAUUUAUUCCAGAAAGGCCAAGUAUUUAUUAGCGGAUUGCAAUGAAGCCUUUGUUAAGAUUAAGAUGGCAUUUCGACCUGGGAUGGUUGACCUACCGGAAGGCCACCGGGAAGCGAAUGUUAAUGCCAUCACACUUCCUGAAGUUUUUCACGACUUUGAUACUGCAUUGCCCGAACUUAAUGAUAUUGAUAUUGAAGCUCAAUUCUCUAUAAAUCAGUCUAGAGCUGACGAAAUAACAAUGAGAGAAGAUUACGCCAGUUUGUCGCUCUCUUUACAGGACGACGGCUUUGGAGACAUAGGUUUUGAAGCGGAAACGCCAGAAGUUAUUCGGGGCGCUUCAGACAUAAAUGAGCAACUAUUUGAUAGCGACGUUGUAACAAAUAUAGAGUCAUUGGAAGGGCACGCAACCGAAAACCGAGGUGAUAUUUCUGAGGAUCGAUUGGACGGUGAUGGCUUUGGAGAUUGCUUUGGACAACCAGAACUUUUCGAAGAUGAUCUCUUUGGUGAACCGUCUCAACCAGCUCAGCAGAAUGACAAGGAAGCUAAAGUAGAUAACAUGGAAGAUGAUUCCGACAAUGAUGCUAUUGAGAAUUUGAACGCUCUUCCGUCGCCAGCAACAUCGUGCAUAAACUCAAUCAAUGACGAGAAGAGAGAAUCAAUAAAUGAACAAGCCGAUGUGUCUGGAAAUGUAAAACUAAAUGAAAUAACUCUUGUACAAAAUGAAGAUGAGGGAUUCGCUUUAGCUCCAAUUGAUGCAAGUGUGUAUAAAGGCAUAACAAAAGCAAAACGCAAAAGGAAACUUAUUAUUGAUGAAAUAAAAAAUAUUUCUGGAGAAGAAAUGAAGGCUCAAUUAGCCGAUACUUCAGACAUAUUAACUACUUUAGAUCUUGCACCACCAACAAAAAGGCUCAUGUAUUGGAAAGAAACUGGAGGGGUAGAAAAACUGUUCUCGUUGCCAUCUAGAUCGAUACCAGCACGAUCAUUAUUUAAUAAUUAUAACCGACAGUUAUUAUCCCAUUCAACAUUCUUUGAAGAUUUUUCAAUGGUUGCCCCAGCGGAUAUUCUUGCAUUGGAAUAUUAUUCGCAAGAUAAGGAAAAUUCAUUUAUUAUCUUAACUAAAAAAGGGCGCAAGCGAAAGUGUGAACUUUCUUCACAUCAUUUAAGGGAUCUUGGGACAGAUUCGCUUAUGCAAAGCCUUGAUGCUCCCGACGUUUUCAGAGAAGACCAAAAAUCAAUGGGAUUAUCUGUAGCAUCAUUAAACAUUGUACCAAAACACCAAGAAACUCUUGUUGCUCAAAAUGAAUCAACUCUAUUUGAUAACAUGCGGAGUCCAGAGCUGUUAUCUUUUAAUGACAUUGAACAAUUUUCAUCAAUAAAUGAACUGCCCUUAACGCCGCGAAAUACCAAUCAUGACAUCGGGGAUGAUUUCAAUCAUGGAGACUCAACGCCAGCUGAAUUGGAUCACGGCCAAACAACUCCUCAGCAUACAAGUAUUGAAGAAAUAGACAACAUCCCACAGAUACCCACAGAUCAAAUUAGUUUAAUUUUGAAAGAAACUGAUUCGAGGCCUAGAUUGGAUGACAACAACAUUUCAAAGGGAUGGAACAAUUACGAAAUUUCAACUGUUGUUCAAAAUCAUAGUGACGAACAAAUGGAAAAUGAAACAGAUGAACAAUUUGAAGAACGAGUUUUAAAUAAAAGAGCUUCUCAACUUUUUAUUGAUGUUAGAGCACAUUUUAUAUCUAAUAAUAAUUUGGCUCUUUCUCACUUAACAGCAGGAAACUCCAGGAAGCAGGCCGCUCAAAAGUUUUACUCCCUUUUGGUGCUAAAAAAAUUUAAGGUACUUCAUAUUACUCAAUCUGCUCCAUAUGCAGAUAUUACGAUUACUAGAGGACAAACCUUUGAAAAUCCAAAAAUUUGAAAUAAAUCACAUAUGUU